AUGGCUGCUGGAGUCGACCUCUUUAAGCCCGUCGACCACGUUUGCGGCUUUCCAGAUAACAGGAACUUUACUAGCGGCAGCGAGUAUGAAAACAACUUGGACUUCAUCUUACACGAUCUUUCCAACAAAACUCCCGCAACCGGGUUCGGUCUUGCAUAUGCCGGGGCGGUGGAAAACAGUAACAGGGCUUAUGGCCGAGCUCAAUGUAGAGCGGACGUUUCAACAGCAGACUGCAAAACCUGCAUUUCUGAAAUGGUCAGAUGGGUUCGGGGGAAAUGUCCAUUUUAUAAAUCCGCAUUUGCUUGGUUCCAGGGUUGUCUUUUGAGAUACUCGGACGAUGAUUUCUUCGGCAAGAUUGAUGAUCCCAACUCGCUGGCAUUCUUCAUCUUGGAAAAAGAAAAUCUAAGCAACAUUGCACCCUUAGAAAAGGUGGAGGGAUUGUUAAAUCAACUUGCAGGAGAAGCUUCCGCGUCUAAGAAGUUGUUCGCCAGAGGAGAGGUAAAGCUUGCAGGAUCGAAAAAUCUAUAUGGUUUGGUUCAAUGCACCUUGGACCUUUCCCCAGCAGAUUGUAAGACUUGCGUUGAUGGAUUGGUUAGUAUAGUUCCUAAAAUUUAUGGGAACGGGACUCAGAUCUACACGUCAACUUGCACCCUACAAUAUUUGUUGUAUGCUUUCUUCAAUGCUUAA
This is a messenger RNA of Coffea eugenioides, 687 nucleotides long. Its product is annotated as cysteine-rich repeat secretory protein 38-like. The record is from RefSeq and is a predicted model, not a curated record. The transcript has a single exon. NCBI's taxonomy places the organism in Eukaryota, Viridiplantae, Streptophyta, Magnoliopsida, Gentianales, Rubiaceae. Bases 1 to 687 code for a protein of 228 amino acids.